UGCAACCGGUGGGAGGCCGGGCCGGCUGGGGCUGGGGCUCGGGCCGCUUCUCGGCUUGUCCCUGGCGGCGAGCGCAGACGGCCCGGAGGCGGCGGCUCUGAGCUGGCAGGCGGAGGGUUGUCUCCCGCGCCCGCCUGCCCGGCGCGGUCCGAGGAUGCGGGGGGGCGAUGCCCGGGGCCAGGGACGCGCUCUGUCACCAGGCGCUGCAGCUGCUGGCCGAGCUCUGUGCCCGUGGGGCCCUGGAGCACGACAGCUGCCAGGAUUUUAUCUACCACCUGCGGGACCGCGCCAGACCUCGUCUCCGCGACCCAGAUAUCUCAGUCAGCCUACUGACCCUUGUGGUCACUGCCUGUGGCCUCGCUCUCUUUGGCGUGUCUCUCUUCGUGUCUUGGAAACUCUGCUGGGUUCCGUGGCGAGAACGAGGCCUAUUCUCUGGUAGCAAAGACAACAACCAGGAGCCUCUUAACUACACGGACACAGAGACCAAUGAGCAGGAGAACAGUGAGGGCUUCCUAGACCCUCCCAGCCCCUGCCCUGAUUCCUCCAUGAAGAUCAGCCACACCUCCCCCGACAUCCCCCUCUCCACCCAGGUGGGGGGCCAGGAGCACUGUGCCCAGGGCAUCCGCAUGAAGCGCCAAGUCACAGAGCCAGCCUCGUCGACUCGGCAUAAUUCAAUCCGAAGACAACUCAACCUGUCAAACCCGGACUUCAAUAUCCAGCAGCUUCAAAAACAGGAACACUUGGCUGGAAUUGGCCGAAUUAAGCCAGAGUUAUAUAAGCAGAGGUCGUUGGAUAAUGACGACGGGAGAAGGAAUAACAGCAAAGCCUGUGGGAGACUGAACUUUAUUUUAAAAUAUGACUGUGACUUAGAGCAGCUCAUAGUGAAGAUUCAUAAAGCUGUCAAUUUGCCUGCCAAGGACUUUUCUGGGACUUCAGAUCCUUAUGUCAAGAUCUAUUUGCUUCCUGAUCGGAAAACAAAACACCAGACUAAAGUUCACAGAAAGACCCUGAACCCUGUGUUUGAUGAAGUGUUUUUGUUUCCUGUUCCCUACAAUGAACUUGCAGCCCGGAAGCUUCACUUCUCUGUGUACGACUUUGACAGGUUCUCCCGCCAUGACUUAAUUGGCCAAGUGGUGGUGGAUCACUUCCUAGACUUGGCUGAUUUCCCCAGGGAGUGCAUCCUUUGGAAGGACAUCGAAUAUGUCACCAAUGACAACGUGGAUCUUGGAGAGCUGAUGUUUUCCCUCUGCUACCUGCCAACGGCUGGCAGGCUGACCAUCACUGUCAUCAAAGCAAGGAAUCUAAAGGCGAUGGACAUAACAGGAGCAUCAGAUCCCUACGUGAAGGUCUCCCUGAUGUGCGAUGGCAGACGGCUGAAGAAGAGGAAAACGUCCACCAAGAGGAACACCCUGAAUCCUGUUUACAAUGAAGCCAUAGUCUUUGAUGUCCCUCCCGACAACAUUGACCAAAUCCACUUGUCCAUAGCGGUCAUGGACUACGACCGUAUAGGUCACAAUGAGAUCAUCGGCGUGUGUCAAGUAGGCAACAAAGCCGAGAGGCUGGGCAGAGACCACUGGAGUGAAAUGUUGUCGUAUCCUCGGAAGCCCAUCGCACACUGGCAUUCCCUGGUGGAGAAACGAUGACUGUGGUGAGAGGACUGUUUUGCCGAGGCACAGUGGGACAACCAUCUUACAAAGAUCUUAAGUAACGCUCCCUACCCAACAACACCCGGAUGGCUCCAGUGACCAAAUGCUCAGCUGUAACCACAGCAAUAACUGGCCUUCUUUCCAGACGGGGUUUGGUGAACACGAAUGGUCCAACUGUCUGCAGGUGGUGUGCUCUAGGGGAAGCACAUCUCUCAUGGAUGAGAACCAAGAUCAGACUAUGGAAGAAACCAACUGAUACAGUGAGAAGACUGAGAGUACCCUGAGUACCAGGACUCUUAGUGAUGGGGUCACAGCAUCUGCCCUGGCAACAUCAUACUGACAUGAUGUUAUUUGCUUGAAUGCCCUGGAAGGACAGAAUAUUUUAAAAUAUAUCCAGGUGCUAACUAGGCAGCAGAUUUAAUUCACCUUUGAGCUAACAACUGUCUCCAGAAAAUAAUUUCACCCAGAAAAUGCUCCAGCUUUGCAAGGAAUAGCCUCAGGAGUAUAAUAGGAUAAGCAGUCUGUUCCCCUGGAGAAAAUCUCUUGCAAGGAGGGCAAGUUCACAGCAAAUUCACUGCCCCCUCCCAGGCGCAUAGUAGCGAGUACCAGUGGAUUGUGGCCCUCUCUCCUGCUAAACCCAGAUUCCGAGGGGUCAGAAUCCCCAACACUGUCUUCUAGAUGGCCAGCAGCCACUUCCUUCCACCUGGUGUUGGCAUUAGAAAGAAAACUCAUUGUCAUUCCUGUUAAAGAGGCAUCCAUUGCAGUGGUGUAAACAUUCUGAAAUACCCUUUCCCAGGCACACUUGUCCAGUGAGGGCACAGCCUCAGAGACAGAUGUACCAUUGUGUGAGCCAAGCUCAUAGAGAGAUAAUGCAGUGGUCCCCUGACUGAAGGCACAACUUUUGGGCCUUCUUGGCCUGAGUACCUUCUGGGGUAUUUCCAUAUGCAACAGCCCAGAGGCAUAGCCUUGGGUAGCCAUAGACAGGUUUCCUUUUCACUUCCAGACACAUAUUAUCACUUUCAUAGCACUUGGGGAAUAGAAAUACCUACAAGAGUGAAGGUCAAGGGCUCUCCCCGGUAUCUCAUUCAUUACUCAACUUCCUCUGUGACCAUUAUCAGCCAACCCACUGCCAGCUGCAUUCCUCGUAUUCAUUGCUUCUGCCGUCAUAUAAAUGAAACCAAAGGCCUCAGCAUGCCCUGGGAGGGGAGGUCCUCUCUCUCCCGUGAUAGGUGCAAGGUACUCCAUCCACACACAUUUUCACCACUCUUCCAAGAUAACAUUUCCCUUUUCCUACAAGCCCUUUGCAGCAGAAUCCAGAGUUGGAUUGUAGUUUACCUUCCUCGGAAGCUCAUUAUCUUCAUUUGAAUUAACAUUUCAAUGUGGGACUAACUGGGUGGAAACAGAAUCAUCACAGGUCUUCAGAAAGUUAGCUGCCUGGUAUUAGAAACUACCCUUGCCCUGGCCAGUGCAGCUUAGUUGGUUGGAACAUCGUCCCAUAAACCAAAGGGUCAUGGGCUGGGUUCUCAGUCAGGGCACAUGCCUGGGU
Messenger RNA from Phyllostomus hastatus (greater spear-nosed bat), 3192 nucleotides. It is a transcript of the gene SYT9, whose product is annotated as synaptotagmin 9. NCBI's taxonomy places the organism in Eukaryota, Metazoa, Chordata, Mammalia, Chiroptera, Phyllostomidae. Gene Ontology annotation, molecular function: phosphatidylserine binding; clathrin binding; SNARE binding. Gene Ontology annotation, biological process: cellular response to calcium ion; calcium-ion regulated exocytosis; regulation of calcium ion-dependent exocytosis. Gene Ontology annotation, cellular component: dense core granule; membrane. Bases 168 to 1643 code for a protein of 491 amino acids. The transcript is spliced from 7 exons. The record is from RefSeq and is a predicted model, not a curated record.